AUGCUUAACUUUCUGCUUUUAUUGAGAGACGCGCACCUGUGCAAGCACAUGGGGGAGAGACCAUUUGUUUGUGACCAUGAGGGCUGUGGCAAGGCCUUCAUCAGGGACUACCAUCUGAGUCGUCACGCACUGAUUCAUACUGGAGAAAAGCCAUUUGUCUGCACAGCUAGUGACUGUGAUCAGAAAUUCAACACAAAAUCGAACUUGAAGAAACAUUUUGAACGCAAACAUGAAAAUCAGCAAAAGCAGUAUGUAUGCGGCUUUGAGGGCUGUCAGAAGGCCUUCAGGAAACACCAGCAGCUGAAGACGCAUCAGAGCCAGCACACCAACGAGCCACCCUUCAAGUGUGCCCAGGAGGGAUGUGGGAAACACUUCGCCUCCCCCAGCAGGCUGAAGCGGCAUGCCAAGGUCCACGAGGGUUACACAUGUCAAAAGGGAUGUUCCUUUGUGGCCAAAACAUGGACAGAGCUCCUGAAACACACAAGAGAAGCCCAUAAAGAGGUAACAACCUGUGAAGUAUGCCAGAGAACGUUUAAGCGCAAAGAUUACCUUAAGCAACACAUGAAGAUUCACGCCCCAGCGAGGGACGUAUGUCGCUGUCCGCGGGAAGGCUGUGGGCGGACCUACACCACUGUGUUUAAUCUGCAGAGCCACAUCCUCUCCUUCCAUGAAGAAAUGUGCCCAUUUGUGUGUGAGCACGCGGGCUGUGGCAAAACGUUCGCCAUGAAACAAAGUCUCACACGGCAUGCUGUUGUGCACGACCCUGACAAGAUAAAGCUCAAAGUAAAACGAUCUCAUGAGAAACGGAGCCUCGCCUCCCAUCUCAGUGGCUAUAUCCCCCCUAAAAGGAAACAAGAGCGAGAGUUGCCUAAAAACGAAGAGUCACUGGACUGUGUUGAAGACAGGGUGCUCUCAACAGUUGCUGUGCUUACCCUCACCUGAAUGGCACCCUGCGUUGUUUAAAGGACCAUGGACUAGUGAGCUUAUUUUCACACCAAGCAUAUUUUCUUUAUUAGUCACUGAUGUGGAUCAUUUGAUUCCCUGUCACUUCUACUUUCUUUGUGCAAAGUGUCUCUUUUCUGGGUCCCUUGAGAUUCUUUAUAUGUAUUCUCUUCCUUUUUGCUCAAAUGACGAAGAACACACAUUACAGCUUUUCCUCCUUUAACAGCUUGUGGCUUGGAUUUGAAGGUGGCUAUUCCAGGCAUUGUCUGGAGUAUUUGAUUAAAUAGCUCCUCCUAAAAAGGGAAAACAGCCAAAGAUGAAUUUAAAGUCACUGUCCUAGGAGUGGGCAUUUAGCCUGGCAAUUAAGGCGCUUGUAUUCCAUAUCACAGUGCCAAGGUGUGGAUCCCAGCCCUGCCCCCAAUUCCAGCUCCCUACUAAU
Messenger RNA from Lepus europaeus (European hare), 1381 nucleotides. RefSeq names its product transcription factor IIIA-like. Gene Ontology annotation, cellular component: nucleus. The transcript has 2 exons. Lineage: Eukaryota; Metazoa; Chordata; Mammalia; Lagomorpha; Leporidae. The record is from RefSeq and is a predicted model, not a curated record. The coding region runs from base 1 to 942 and encodes 313 amino acids.